Messenger RNA from Daldinia vernicosa, 312 nucleotides. RefSeq lists its product as uncharacterized. The coding region runs from base 1 to 312 and encodes 103 amino acids. The record is from RefSeq and is a predicted model, not a curated record. Lineage: Eukaryota; Fungi; Ascomycota; Sordariomycetes; Xylariales; Hypoxylaceae. The transcript is spliced from 2 exons.
AUGCCACAGAUCCCCAAAACGGAACUACAUUGGACGGAGGGACACAGAUACUUCACCAUAGAGAGUCGUAUUGAGGGCGAAUCGCUUAACAAUGCGUUACCAAGAUUAACGCAGCAAGACCUCGCUCACAUCGGCCAGCAGUCAGGUCAGUAUCUUCUUCAUCUCAAGACCAUACUCUUCCACAUACAACAAGGCUCGACAGACGACGGGUCUACAACUAGCGUUUACGUACCAUUUACCUUUGGUCAUUCCGAGCUGCACGAAGGUAAUGUUAUGAUGAAAGAUGGCAGCUUUGCCGGGCGUAUCGGCUAG